Tetranychus urticae (two-spotted spider mite) is the source of this 4461-nucleotide messenger RNA. Lineage: Eukaryota; Metazoa; Arthropoda; Arachnida; Trombidiformes; Tetranychidae. The record is from RefSeq and is a predicted model, not a curated record.
UUCAACCAGAAACAAAAUUGAAUGAAAUCAACAACUUUGAUGUAAUAUUUAGUUUGUGGUCUUUUUGAUUAUGAAAACUAUUUUCAAUUCAUCUAAUUUACAAUUUGAGACUGUCAUUUGUUCAUAAUGAACAUUUAUCAUUAAAUUUAAAUAUUAGAUAUGCCCAAUCAAUUGGAUUUUAUAAACAAGAUAGACCUCUACUUGGUUUUGUCACCUUUUUUCGUAUUCUCUUCAUAGUUCAAUUGAAGUUAAUAUUGACAUCGAUUUAGUAAAUGGCCUAAAUGGAAUGUUCUGUGUUUACAGAUCACAAUCAUGGUGGAUAAAGGUAUCGAUAAAAAACUUGAAAAGCGUUUUCAAUCACCAACAUCUCCAGUAACAUCAUAUAUUCUAUCUGAUCCAAUGAAACCAAGUGAUGGAGUGCGAGAAUUUUCACCAAUAAUGACUGGAUCUGUUGAAGUCCCCGUGAAAACUGACGACUCAACACCAUCAUCAGUUUUAUCCUCAGCUUCACCAGCAACCUCAUCUUCAUCACUGCCAUCUUGGGGUUUCUCACUGCCCCAAUUUCCUCAGUUACCAAAUUUUCCCAGUAAUCCAUUGCCUCAAGUUAUCACACAAAAUCUUCAAGGCAUAAGAGGUUAUUUCCCGUCUAACCUUAAUUUGCCUAACUUUACUUCAGCCAUGACCCUACCAAUGUCUUCUGUUAUUUCUUCAUUUCCCUCUAUGCCAUCAAUGCCAUCCAUUCCAUCCAUUCCAUCGAUGGUCUCCUCUGCAAUCAGUGGAGUCAGUUUUCAACAAGCAAAUCCAAUCAAAACUUGGUCCCAAUUGAAAGAUUCAGUUAGACGAGCCCAUCGCAAGUUGUUUGAAAUUAGUGGUAGAGUACCAUUUGCUUUUAAUUUUGCUCAACUCAAUGAAGGCGACACUGUGAUUGGAACAAGAAUUUAUUUUCUCUGCUCUAUGCUUAAUGGCUCCGAGAUUACUCUUUACUAUUGUGAUAUCUUAGAAAAUCAAAGAAAUUUUACUAAGAGUGAUUCUUUAUCCUCUCAAUCAUCACUUGACUCAGGUAUGGAGGCAAUACCUUCUGCUGUACCUGAAACCAAGGAUGACGCUCAUGAAUCAGCUUUUUUUACAUCCAACUCCAAUGAUUCUUACCAUAAUGAAAAUUCUAGUAACGGAAAUGAAAAUUAUAACACCAAUGAUGGUGAUGAUGAUUAUAUGCCCACCAAUGAUGAUGAAGAUUUUGUUGAAAAUGAUGGAGACUCAUUUCGAGAGAAAUCAAACUUACAAAAUUUUGAAUGGAAACCAUUGAUUGAUUUAAAUGUCAAGUAUUAUACAACUGAAAGUAAUCUUGAUUCAUCAUCAAACAACUAUCAAGAGAAAUUACAACUCGAAAGAAAAAGAAUAAUGUUCAGUGGAAUAACCUCAUAUGAAUAUGAAUCAAGCUGUAAGCGUUUUGUGUUCACUUCAAACGGCCAUUUAUUUCAUUUUGACGAUGAUGGCACACCUCCAUAUCACCCAAUUAGACUCAAUUCAAGCAGUAAAUCUGCUAAAAUUAACCCUGCUAUUUGCCCUGCAAAUCCUGAUUUAGUAGCUUUCUUUUCUGACAACGAUGUGUGGGUGACCCAUAUUCAAACUGGUCAAGAACUUCGAUUAACCAAUACUAAGUACAAUACAAAUCGUAGAGCACUUAUUGCUGGAUAUCCUUGUUAUGUAAUUCAAGAGGAGUUUCGACGAUACACUGGUUUUUGGUGGAGACCUGGAUUUUCUAAGACCACAAAAUCUGCUGGAGAAUCAUCCAAGCUGGAAUUUCAUAUUUUAUAUGAGGAAGUAGAUGAAAGCGCAGUUGAAUUAGUUCAUCUCCCCACAGCAAAUGGCUCUGUUGAAGAUUACAGGUUUCCUCGUGCAGGUGGAUCUAAUGCUUCAUCGGACCUGAAAUUAGCAAGUUUUAAGUAUGAUGAGUCUACUCAUCAGUUAAGUGACGCAUCUUGUGGACCUGUACCUGGAUUACAGUCUCUUUACUCGAUUUAUCCUCACUACGAAUAUUUAGUGAGAUGCGGUUGGCAUUCUCAAGACUGUGUUUGGGUUCAACUGCUUAAUCGUCAACAAAAACAUCUAGUCUUGGGUUUAUUCAGUUUGAGUAAAUCUUUUCCAGCUCAAAUCCUUAUUCAUGAAGACAAUAGUCCUUAUUGGGUUAAUGUUCAUGAUUUCAUACAUUUUCUUCCUAACAACAGUCCCUGUGAGAAUAAUGAAAAUUGUUUGAAACCAGGCAGCGAGGUUGAAUUUUUCUGGAUCUCAGAAAGAACCGGAUAUCGUCACAUAAACUUAGUAAAAGUGCAAUUAGUAGCUAAUGGGGAGGAUGUGCGAAAUAAAAUAGCAAAAAAGGACCACCUUACUCGUAAUCCAGCUGGACCUAAUAAUAUGGAUGUUGAAGAAAAGAAUGAAACAAAUCCUGGUCAUGAAAAUGAUCUCUUUAGUUCUGAUCUACGAUCUUUACUUUUGGAAAGAAAACAAUUAACUUCAGGAGAAUGGGAAGUUCAUAAUAAAGAAAUAUGGAUUGAUGAAAAGAAUGAGCUUGUUUAUUUCGUUGGUCUCAAAGAUACACCAUUAGAACGGCAUCUUUAUUGUGUUUCUUAUCGAGAUAUUUACUGUAAAAAAAUCCGAAGACUUUCAGAAUUGGGUUUCUCACAUACUUUGUUAGCAUUCAACUCAGACUGUGAUCUCUUUGUUAACAUUCAAAGCAAUAUUUCUAUCCCUCCGUUUGGUUUUGUUCAUAGAAAAGUCAUUUUAUCACCAGCGUCACCUCCUUCAUCAUCAUUUUCACAAACAUCUCACAAUCUUCAAUUAGGCUCCUCUUCAAAUUCAGCUGAAUCAACCGAAAAUGUACACUUCCAAAAGAUUGGUUUUAUACUCAAUAAUACAUCAGAAAACUGGAAUUUAAGCAUGGAUUCUAGUUGCUCAUCUUCAGAUGCACCAUCAUCGUCAACAAUUAUGGUUGACAAUGAAUCUGCUGAUGUUGUUCCUGGCAUGACUAAACCAGAAUUAUUCACUUACAGAUUGAAAAAUUCUGGUGAAACAUUGUAUGGACUAGUUUUCAAGCCUGAAUUUAUGGAAUCAGAUGUAAAAUAUCCUUGUGUUCUGGAUAUUUAUGGUGGUCCUGAAGUACAAGUUGUUACCAAUGCAUUUAAAUCAACUCGAUUGGUUCGCCGGCACUUACUAGCUGGAGAAGGCUACGUUGUGGUUGCGAUUGAUGGUCGAGGCUCUCAUAAUAGAGGAGCAAAAUUUGAAGCACAUAUUCAAGGAAGAAUAGGUCAAGUUGAAAUAUCUGACCAAGUAGAGGUACUUGAAUGGUUAGCUGAAACAACAAAUUAUAUUGAUUUAACGCGAGUAGCUAUUCAUGGUUGGUCUUAUGGUGGUUACCUUUCUCUAAUGGGCCUUGCACAACGACCUGACAUAUUCAGAAUCGCCAUUGCUGGUGCUCCAGUCACGAAUUGGUCUCUUUAUGAUACUGGUUACACUGAAAGGUACCUUGAUACUCCUUAUGCCAAUCAAGCUGCCUAUGCAAAAGGAAAUGUACUUAACUUAGCCAAAAAUUUUCCAGAUGAAGAAAAUCGUCUGCUUCUAGUCCAUGGUUUGAUGGACGAAAAUGUUCAUUUUAUUCAUACCAUGCAACUGAUUACCCAUUUAAUCAAAGCCGGAAAACCCUACCAAAUCCAGAUAUUUCCAUCUGAACGCCACUCACUACGUAAAGCACCUUCUUGUGAACACAAUGAGACACAACUUUUGUUUUACCUGGAACAGCAUCUGAAACAAUGCAGUACAAAGUUCAUCAAUGUAUAAAAUGUUGAAUACUUCUCCUCUCUCACACAAUCUAAUGAUUAUUCUAUCUGCUGUUAUUAUUAACACUAACUACCGAGAUGAUUUUGGCUCCUGAAUAAGCAUAAUAUAAAUCACGAAGAGGGAAAAUUUUAAGUGGUUCCAUUUCUUUGACAAUAAGAUGCUACUCAUCUGAAUAAUCGAGAAAAGGAGUACUUAUUAGCUGUAAUGUUGUACUUAUCUAAUCAAGACAAUGGUGAAAAUUAUCCUCAUUUCUUUCCAUUCAACCUCCAAUUCUUUUUGUUUGACUCUGCAAAACAAGCUAGACAGUCAAGAUGUGCUGUUAUGGAAUGGCACAAAUAUUGGAAAUCUUACUUUUUAGCAUCCCCCUUUCACCAAACUGAAUCAAAGUGAUGAUUACGCUUGAUAUCAUUGAGAUCGCUGCUCACUCUCUAUUGGACUGAAUUAACCUAAUCCUGAAUCCAAAGUUUUGUUAACAAAAUAAAUCAACCAUAGAAGGAUCGUGAAAAAUAAUUUUAAGAUGAUGUUCGAAUUUCUGGAUCAACUGAAAAUAUCAGUAAUUUUUAAGUUUGUCAUAACAUCCAAGACAAUUGUAUUAAAUAACCAAUAAAAUUAAUUAUAUACAGUAAA